CCUCUCCCCAAACCAAAGAAAAUACUUUAAAAAAAAAUGUACGUACUCCAGAUCCACACCGUCGACGAUUUUCCCAACCCCUUCGCCACCACCAGCUCCGCCGCACCCGGCCCGAAAUCUAGCACUACCAACAGCUUCGCCGAUGUAACCGAACUCAAAGGCGUGGUCCACCUCUUCCGCAACCUCUCCCCCGCCACCGCCUCUCUCACCAGCCCUAGCUCUCGCUCCACCACCCUCUUCGUCGCCGCCGUACCCAAUUAUCUUUCCCCCGAAGACUUCCUCCUCUUCUGCGGGUCCCACCUCGAUCACUUCUCCCAACUCUGCUUCCUCAGGAAUGAUGGAAUGGAGGAUCGUUACAGUGUUCUCAUCACGCUUGUCAAUCAGUUGACGUCGGAUGGAUUUUAUUGUAGUUUCAAUGGAAAGCGGUUCAGACCAUCGGAGGCUGAGGUCUGCCACAUAUAUUUUACUCAGUCGGUGGUGUGCUAUAAGUUUGAAAAAGAGGCUGGUUUGCCUCCCCACGGAUUCAUUGAAUUGCCAACUUGUCCUGUUUGUCUUGAGAGAUUGGACCAAGAUACUAGUGGAAUACAGAGUACACUGUGUGACCAUUCAUUUCAAUGUCCUUGCGUUUCAAAGUGGACGUAUUUGUCUUGCCAGGUCUGUCGGCUUUGUCAGCAGCACGAUGAGAAACCACGGUGCGUUGAUUGUGGAACAUUGAAGAAUUUGUGGGUUUGCGUGAUAUGUGGUUUUGUUGGAUGUGGAAGAUAUCAAGAAAAACAUGCUGUUCGACAUUGGGAAUAUACACAACAUUGCUUUUCUCUUGAGUUAAAAACACAGCAGGUUUGGGAUUAUGUUGGUGACAUCUAUGUUCACCGCUUGAACCAAUCAAAAGCUGAUGGGAAGUCGCAAAUGAUGAAUUCUCGUUGUAUGUUGAUUCAUGAAGAAUGUGGAACUUGUGGAUGCAGUGAGGAUUCUGGCAUUAGUGAGGCACUUUUUGACAGCAAAGUUGAAGCGAUUGCGGAUGAGUACAAUCGUCUUCUCGCAACCCAGAUGGAGACUCAGAGACAAAAUUUUGAAUCACAACUCAUAGAGGUGAAAUGUAAAAAGGAGAGUUCCAUAGCUGAAGCAGUGGAGAAAGCUUUGUCUUCAAGGAUGCAGGAUAUCCAAUCAAAACUAGAACAAUAUGUCGACGAAAAGAAGACUGUUGCUGAUACGAAUCAAUGUCUUAUGAAAAGACAAGAAAUCUUGCGGAAAGCGGUCAAGGAAAUUGAGGAGAGGGAAAACUCAUCCCUUAGAUCAAGAGAUGAAACGAUACGGGAUUUGGAAGAACAGAUUAGAGACUUAAAAGUGUACAUUGAAGCCCAGAGAACAGUUGCUACCAUGAAUGGCAUCAAAGGAGGAACACUUUUACCAGUACAAUCGAACCUUCCCUCCCCUGCCAAUUCCAAAAGGCGGACAAAAACGAUUCGAAGGCGUAGUUAGAUAAUCUUUCCGUGUAACCCAAUAGGUGGCCCAAUAGACUGGGAUUGUGGAGCAACUCGGUUGCUUAUUCCGUCAAAAUGCCAAAAUUGGGGGCCAAAGCGAUUGUUCUUCCCUCCUGUACAGUUGACAUUCAAACUGAAAAGUGAUGAAGUUUGUUACUACUUUUCUUUCUUUA
Messenger RNA from Rhododendron vialii, 1654 nucleotides. Its product is annotated as BRAP2 RING ZnF UBP domain-containing protein 1. Gene Ontology annotation, cellular component: cytoplasm. Gene Ontology annotation, biological process: Ras protein signal transduction; protein ubiquitination. Gene Ontology annotation, molecular function: ubiquitin protein ligase activity; zinc ion binding. Bases 37 to 1479 code for a protein of 480 amino acids. Lineage: Eukaryota; Viridiplantae; Streptophyta; Magnoliopsida; Ericales; Ericaceae. The transcript has 11 exons. The record is from RefSeq and is a predicted model, not a curated record.